CUCAAGAUGAGGGUCUCGCCUCUCAUUCUUUCAUUGCCAGUGAUUGUCUCCGCCCAGACAGGCAACUCCAUUUGGAAGAAACGCCUUACAGGUGCAGACCUCGACACCAACCAGCGCUGGUCCGUCGCUGGAACUGACCUGGGGAUACCAUAUGUGCUCGAAAACGGCGCCAUUGGCUUUCUAUUUGGCGACACGUUCAAUACCCCAUGGCCUGAAGAACCCAACAAUGACUGGCGGGCACCCGUUAUGUUGCGCUCCGCCAUCAACCCCGGCGACCCGAACGGGAUCGUCUUCGACUCUGCAGCAGGUAUAGCAGGCAACGGCAACGCGCCAGAGAUCAUGCACAAUGGCCACAGAGGCGACGAUGGAUUCGGUACGUAUGAAAUCUCAGUCAUUCCCAACGACGGGAUCGGGUUCCCCGAGACCGGCGACCAAAUCGUCUCCUACAUGAGCAUCAAGGACUGGACGGCUCCGUGGACGACCAACUAUGCCGGACUUGCUAUUUCGACGGACGGAAACACCUUCACACGCCUCGAUGUCAAGUGGCCCAACGACGAUUCCAACACCGACCCCUUCCAGAUGUGGACGAUGCAGCGUGAUGGGGACUGGGUGUACAUAUUCUCCGUCCGUUCGGGUCGCCAGCAAGGCCCCAUGAUGCUGCAGCGAGCGCCCUGGGACCAAAUGAUUAACCAAACCGCAUAUCAAGGUUGGGGUUGGGAUGGCAACGAUUGGGGCUGGGAUCGUCCUUGUACUCCGAUUCUACAAGGCAACUUUGGCGAGCCUUCGGUGCGCAAGCUGAGUGAUGGGACUUGGGUUAUGAGUUAUCUUAAUCUUGACUCGCUUAACAUUGUGACUCGCACGGCGACGGGACCUGACCAGGUCUGGUCGGAUGAAACGGUACAAGUCUAUUGGAGUCAGGAACCGUCCCUCUACGGGGGAUUUAUCCACCCUUGGUCGACGUCAAAUGCGAGUGAGCUCUAUCUGAUGGUUUCGAAGUGGGCUCAUGAUCCAGUUACGAAAGCCUCGACGGCUUACCAUGUGAGCCAGUACGUCGGAUCUCUCUGAUUUAUUAUGUUAAAUAAUAUUGAAUGUUAUACACGUUCCGAAUUGUAUGUAAUUAAUUCGAAUUGC
Molecule: messenger RNA, 1131 nt
Organism: Talaromyces proteolyticus
Lineage: Eukaryota; Fungi; Ascomycota; Eurotiomycetes; Eurotiales; Trichocomaceae
Exons: 1
Coding region: 7-1065 (352 amino acids)
Source: RefSeq, a predicted model, not a curated record